Molecule: messenger RNA, 2417 nt
Organism: Trichoplusia ni (cabbage looper)
Lineage: Eukaryota; Metazoa; Arthropoda; Insecta; Lepidoptera; Noctuidae
Exons: 2
Coding region: 462-2384 (640 amino acids)
Source: RefSeq, a predicted model, not a curated record
AUGAAUUUAGUUAUCAGUAAAAUGGCGAUGACAUUUUUGUUCGUUUGUCAUCCGAACUUACGAGUAUGCAAACCGAGAAUCCGCAAAAAAGUGUCACAACUAAAACCGUCUGCCAUUUUUAAAAAUAUGCUAUAAUGACCCUUAUGUCAAUAGCGUUAAGGUGGGGUAUCUCAUACCCAAGUUUAAGAAAUAAACUAAAAAUAAAGCUUUGUAAUAGCAACCUUAGUGCUAACAAAUUAAGGUCUGAUAUACACCCAGCCGUAACAACACUCUUGCUUGCGUCGAUAACCUUGUCUGGCUACUCCCCUCGUCACAUCCGUUAGUACGACUGCGCACGCAGUAGAAGUGAGACGUGCGCGGUGCUGUGGGUCGAUCAUACCCGUGUGUGUUGUGGCGAUCAAUGCUUAUUCUUUCCAAAAUUCUAGUGUAAUACAACCCAAAUUUAAGUAAUUGUACUCAACAUGUCGGGCCGUAAAAGACAAAAACUUAUGGACGGAUCUUCCGAAGCCAUCGAACAAGAAGAUUCGAAAGAGUUAAUUUUUAAAAAUGAUAAAGGGGUUUAUCACUUGUCUGUAAAAAGAGGGAAAAGUAAUACAAUACAAGUAAGUGAUGAAGAUCUUGAUGAAAUAACUAUAAAACGAGAAAAACCUGAUGCAGAACAAGAAACGAGUGAUGACGAUGAUAAGGUAAAUACUAAUACGGAACCAGAAUUGUGUGAUAAAGCAAUUUAUAACGUGUCUAUUAAAAGAGAAAGUACUGAAACAGAAGAAAUAAUCAAUGAUGGAGAUGAAAUGAGUGACGGAGAAGAAAUAAUUCAAGAGCACGAGAAAGAAGAAUCCUUAUACACUGGAAAAGAUGGCAAAACCAUUUGGUAUUCCAAUCCAGAUCAAGUUACAAUCACUGAAAGGCAAAAUGAUCCGAUCAAGACUGGUGUGAAACCUUAUGCAACUAAAGCCAAAUCUGAAUUGGAUUGCUGGAUUUUAUUCAUAAACAACAAAAUGUUAGCAAACAUACUCAAACAUACAAACAUUGAAAUAAAGUCCAGAAUAACAACUGAUCCUCCUGCGAGCAAUCGUUAUAUUUAUAAAGAUGUGAAGAUGGAUGAACUUAUGGCUUUGUUUGGCUUAAUGUAUAUCGCUGGAUUGAAUACUUCUAGAUUCCGUAAUUUUUCUGAUCUAUGGCAAUCAGAUGGCAAUGAUGAUGAUGAUACGGAUGAUAUUGAUGAUAUGGCUAUGUUUAAAAUGACAAUACCUUUGCCUCGAUUCAAUUUCCUACAAAAUUGUUUACGUUUUGAUGAUGCUACUACUCGAAAGCAAAGGCUUAAAAAAGAUAAUAUUGCCGAAGUAAGACGAAUCUUCGAAAAUUUCACGAAGAACUGUCAAAAAGCGUAUAAACCUAGCGAUCGCCUUGCGUUGGGUGAGAUAUUUACACCAUAUUUGGGAAAAUGUUCGUUUCGCCAACAGAAAAUAGGCACAGGUGGCUCGUAUGGUAUUAAAAUGUAUACUUUAGUAGAUGCUAAAACGCUUUAUACUGUUAAUCUUGAAAUACAUGCAGGAGACCAACCAGAAGGGCCAUUUUUUGUAAGUUACGAUCCAUUUGAUGUUGUUAAUAGAUUAGUAGCUCCGGUCUCUACAACAAAUCGAAACGUGACUUUGAAUGACAGGUUUACAAGUAUACCCCUUGCCCAACAUUUGCUUACAAAACACGGUUUAACAAUCACAGGAGAACUGAGUAAAGAAAAAAAAGAAAUUCCUCUAGAUUUCAUAAAAAAUGAACGCGGAAGAGCUUGCAACAGUGCACGAUAUGGAUUUCAAGAUGACCUCACAUUACUCUCUUAUGCUCCCAAAAAAUCAAAAGUUAUUCUUUUGUUAUCUUCGCUACAUCACGAUGACGUUUUGAAGGCAAGAGAUGACAAAGAAAUACCAGAAAUUGUAAAAAUUUACAAUGAUACCAAAACUGGUGUUAAAGAAGUUGAUGACCUUUGUUCAGAAUACGAUGUCCGUAAUUUGUUUAAGCGUUGGCCUCCCUUUAUAUUAUUUAACAUGUUAAAGAUUGCUGCAAUCAAUAGUUUUAUAUUAUACCGUGAGAAUAAUAAAUCUGAAGUCGAAAGAUCAGAGUUCAUAAGAAAUCUUGGACUGGCGUUGAUAAAAAAGUAUCUUAUGAAUAAAAAGAACAAUGCAAAAUUGCCUCGCGAUAUACAGAAACUCAUUUACAAGCAUAUUGGAGAAACGCCUUCAUAUUCAACAACAUCUAGGUCGUCAUACAGAAGAUGCAAAGACUGCCCGGCAUCUAGGGAUAGGAAGACAAAACACAGCUGCGUUGAGUGCCAUAAGCCUAUUUGCUUCCAACACUUUGUCAUCACAUGCAAAAAUUGUUCUUCGUAAAUUUGUAACUAAAUUAAACGGUUGAGCGAAUUA